AUGACCGGUAAUUUCACUUGUGAAGUGCUCGUCCGCGGUGAAUAUCGUGAUUUAUAUGAUCAAGCCGGUAUAAUGGUUCGAUUAGAUGAAGAAAAUUGGCUUAAAUGUGGUAUCGAAUUUGUCGAUUCGAAACAAUAUGCAAGUGUUGUUGUAACGAGAGACGGUUUUUCCGAUUGGUCAAUUAUCCCAAUGAAGGAUAAUUUAACUGCAUUGUGGUUGCGUGUUAAACGGUCAAAAGAAGCACUUCACAUUGAAUAUGAUG
Molecule: messenger RNA, 262 nt
Organism: Didymodactylos carnosus
Lineage: Eukaryota; Metazoa; Rotifera; Eurotatoria; Philodinida; Philodinidae
Source: the annotation of a GenBank genome assembly